UCAAUGCGGCCAUAUCAAUCUCAUAGCCCGAGCGCGCUCGGGCUACCGCCGAGGAUAAAGAUAAGAACGCGGCCCAUUCAAGUUAUCGUAUGUCCGAAGAUCGAAGAUGUUCACAUUAGGUCUCUCUUCAUGUUUUUGUAUGCUGGCUUUGGCGAGUUGGGCCUUUGCCAGAUCCCGGCGCUUGCCUCUUCCCCCAGGUCCACAAGGAAAGUUUUGGUUUGGAAACGAGGAGAUAUUGCCUUGGGAGCAUCCAUGGAAAGAGUUUGUCAACUGGUCCAAAAUAUUUGGGCCAUUAAUAUAUCUUUAUGCUUUUGGUCGGGACAUCCUCAUCGUCAAUGAGGCUAGUGCGGCCACGGACCUGUUGGAAACGAAGUCUACGCUUUAUGCCCGCCGUCCCACUUGGUCAAUGGUAGCUCUCACUGGACGGCAAGACAAUAUCGCAUUCAUGGAUCAUACUGAUAGGCAGAAGAAGGCCCGGGUGCUCCUUCAAGCUGGUUUAAAUCCAAAGGCGCAAAGGUCUUGGGGCCCAGUCCUUGAAGAAGAGACGACCAGCUUAAUGCUGCAGAUGGCACAAUCUCCGGAGCUAUUCAAGCAGCAUAUUCGAAGGUAUCUUGGGUCUUUCAUUACUCGAUUUACAUACGGGACAAAAGUAGAAGAUCAUGAACUCAAACUGGGGGACGAAAUUUCUGUUCACACCCAACAAGCUUUGCGGCCUGGACGCUGGUUCGCUGAUACUGUGCCUCUAGUAUUAUAUUUACCGGACUGGUUCCCUGGAAUGGCUUUCAAACCAUGGGCGAGGGACGCUAGGACAAAGUUCAUGGAGUAUACUGCACGACCUUUCCGACAGGCACGCAGUUCUAUCCUUGACGGUACUGAAAUGCGGGGACUGGUGCCCGACGCACUCAACGACAUCAUCGCAGGCACGUCAAAAUAUAAGGAGGAAGAGCUCAUCUCUGCAGCAUCAAGCAUCUAUACAGCCGCAAUAGAGACUACAUACGCGGUAUUCAUGGACUUCUUGAUAUUGAUGAUGGCGCACCAAGAUGUUCAAGAAAGGGCUUACCGAGAGAUUAUGAGCGUCACUGAGUCUACUAGACUACCCCUACUGUCUGACAUGGCUGCAUUGCCAUACGUCGAUGCGGUAAUAAGGGAAGUUCAUCGCUUUAAUCCCGUGACACCUAUGAUCCCAAGGUCGCCCAUGAAAACCGACUCGUACAAGGGCUACCGUAUUCCCCAAGAUACCUGGGUGAUGUUCAACAUUUGGGCAAUGACUCACGACGCGAGCAUCUACCGAGAUCCUCAUCAAUUUAUGCCUGAGCGUCAUUUGCCUUUGGGGCAUGAAAGCAGCGCCAGGGAUCCCCGAGAUUUCACGUUUGGAUUUGGAAAGAGAAUAUGCCCUGGAUUGAACCUUGCAAACGUACAGAUCUUCUUAUUCGUCAGUCAAUUUCUGGCUACUUUCGAAAUCAGACCGCUGUUGAAAGACGACGGCAAUGAAGAAGAGGUGGUCCUUGAAUAUACGUCGAGUUUUGUGAGCCUUCCAUUGCCAUUCAAGUGUCGUAUCAUACCGCGUAGCGGAAAUGCGAUUCUAUAUUGAAUUUCUUUUUUUGCGGAUGAAAGUUGAGAUCUGUACAACACCGCCUGAUUGGGCUGUAUGUUUCUUCGUGCAAGCAAGACCAAGUAAUGUACAUCAGUCACCAUCGAUAGGUCUGGAAUAUGUUCGAAAUAUGUAGACAAUGUACUUAUUAUAACAAUCGGAAAAUCAUUUAUUUGCUAUUAA
Molecule: messenger RNA, 1774 nt
Organism: Suillus fuscotomentosus
Lineage: Eukaryota; Fungi; Basidiomycota; Agaricomycetes; Boletales; Suillaceae
Product: cytochrome P450
Exons: 11
Coding region: 107-1591 (494 amino acids)
Molecular function (GO): heme binding; oxidoreductase activity, acting on paired donors, with incorporation or reduction of molecular oxygen; iron ion binding
Source: RefSeq, a predicted model, not a curated record